Protopolystoma xenopodis is the source of this 216-nucleotide messenger RNA. The record is from the annotation of a GenBank genome assembly. NCBI's taxonomy places the organism in Eukaryota, Metazoa, Platyhelminthes, Monogenea, Polystomatidea, Polystomatidae.
AUGAAAAAGUACGGAGCUUUGGAGGAAAAGGAACUAGCUACCGAAAAUAUGCUCUGCUAUCUUCCUCGUUCCUACACCCUCUGGAAUAGAACAAGUGACAUUCGUGAGCCCCGUUAUCUGGUGCUUGAUCCCGUCAAGGGAUUAAGUGCUCAUCUAACGGGAACGCUCGAUAUAAAGAAUAUAAUUGGAUCAUUUGUCAGGGAGUUUAACAGGUAG